Molecule: messenger RNA, 1069 nt
Organism: Aspergillus fijiensis CBS 313.89
Lineage: Eukaryota; Fungi; Ascomycota; Eurotiomycetes; Eurotiales; Aspergillaceae
Product: HVSL domain-containing protein
Exons: 3
Coding region: 93-1022 (309 amino acids)
Biological process (GO): U6 snRNA 3'-end processing
Cellular component (GO): nucleus
Molecular function (GO): 3'-5'-RNA exonuclease activity
Source: RefSeq, a predicted model, not a curated record
CUUAAACCUUGAGAGACAACCUAUCCAUCUCGCAGGCUAGAUCCGAUCAACUCUUGUCGCGCCACGCCGGAGGACGGUGGAUUGUGCUGGAUAUGGCCCUAGUGCAAUACUCGGAGUCAGAAUCAGAGUCAGGGUCCGAUUCAGAGCCAGUCCACGCGUCUCAACCACCCAACAAAAAGCUCUGUACGACCAAGCCACCGCCCACCCAAUCCCUUCCUCUCCCUCCGCUACCAGCAGCUUUCCAUGACCUUUAUGCCUCAAGCACACGGGUCAGUGUCAGGGAUGACCCAAGUCUUCAUGGAGGUCGUAAACGGGUUAUCCCUCAUGUCGAGGGCAACUGGCCAACGCAUCUAUAUCUGGAAUGGUACGCGUCCAAAGCCGAGCUUACUCUUCUGAGCGAUGUGAUACUGCAGAUCCAGCAGCAGCUGCUCCGCGGGAGCAAAACAAAGCUUCACAGCCUGCUCCAUAGUGAUCUUGGCGCCCAACUGCCUCUCCACAUCAGUCUAUCAAGACCGGUGGUGCUCCGGACCGAGCAGCGUCAAUCCUUCGUGGAGGUCUUUCAAUCCGCCUUGAAGCAGUCCAAUGUCGCACCGUUCGACACCACAGCAAUUAGUCUGGACUGUGUCUCCAACUACGAGAAGACGCGGUGGUUCCAUGUCUUGCGGGUGCGCACCCCCGAGGAUGACGAGUUGAACCGUCUGCUGAGACUGUCGAAUCGUGCGUUGGCUCGAUUCGACCAGCCGCCUCUGUACGAGAAGGCUGUGCCGUUGUUGUCGGCGGAGGCCAAAACUGCAACCCCAGCAAAAUCUUCGCGAGCGAAGACGAAGCCUGAGACCGAGACCGAGACCGACUGCUCGGGUUGCUUCCACAUCUCCCUUGCCUGGAGCCUGACCGAGCCUUCGACGGCAGAGAAAGAGCAGCUUGCCAACAUCGAUCUGCGCGAGCUUCACACCCUCAAGGUCGGCUUUGACUGUGUAAAGGUGAAAAUAGGCAACCAGAUCUCGAGCAUCCCUCUGAACUGAUUUUCUGGGAUAAUCAAUUCUUGGAGUGUAAAUAUUCAUGAUGAGUG